This is a messenger RNA of Musa acuminata AAA Group (dessert banana), 1375 nucleotides long. RefSeq lists its product as uncharacterized. The record is from RefSeq and is a predicted model, not a curated record. Lineage: Eukaryota; Viridiplantae; Streptophyta; Magnoliopsida; Zingiberales; Musaceae. The transcript has 3 exons. The coding region runs from base 136 to 1236 and encodes 366 amino acids.
UUCUCACUCUGCUCCCCCAUCUCCGCCAUUCCUCUUAUCCUCCCUCGGCCUGUCAUGCACUGACGCAUAUUGAUUCGUGAUCGCGUCCCUAAUAUAAUAAGGAUUCGGGGAACGACGAUUCUUCGUGGAUCGGCCAUGGACGUGUGGGCUCUCAACCUCAAGACCGCAGGAGGGUUAUUCGUCCUUGGGGCGACCAGGAAGCACGAUAGGGGGGGCUUGAUGGCGCUGCGGUGGGCCGCCGCCGGGUGGAGGGUCGUCGGCGGCGAUGAUUCCCUCUCCGGAGGGAUAGAGGUUCGUGUGAGACUGAGGAGGUCCAGUUCGUCUGCGUCCGGGAUCCGGUCGGUUGUGGUGAGGGCCAGCGGAAAGAAGAAGAACGACCACGGAAACCACUCUUCUUCUGGGAAUAGUGAUUCUUCAGUUCCUGAAGAAGAUGAUCUUGAUGGAAACAUUCCACAUUACAACAAAUCAAAAUUCGAUGACUCCACUAUGUCCAAUCAUUCAUUGUCAGAUUGGCGAGAUUUCAGAGCAAAUCUUGUUGCCCAGGAGCAGGAGCAACUUAUCGACUCUGGCACUGCUUGCAAGGACACGGCCUCAAUUGAGCCACCCCAACGGCUUGGUCUGAAGUGGGCACACUCUAUUCCUGUACCGGAGACUGGAUGUGUAUUAGUUGCCACAGAAAAGCUUGAUGGAGUCCCCAGCUUCGAGAGAACUGUUGUCCUUCUUCUCAGAUUAGGAUCGAGAGACUCUAGAGAUGGUCCCUUUGGAGUCAUUCUGAACCGGCCUCUGCAUAGGAAGAUCAAGGACAUGAAACCAUCAAACAUUAACCUUGCAACCAUCUUCGCAGACUGUUCUGUUCAUUUUGGGGGACCGCUUGAGGCUAACAUGUUCCUGUUGAGGAUGGGCGUUGGAGCACCGCUUCCAGGUCUUGAGGAGGUGAUCUCAGGUGUUUGCUUUGGUGGCAGGAACAGCCUCGGUGAAGCUGCUGCGCUCGUCAAGAAAGGAGUGCUGAGGCCUCAAGAUUUUAGAUUCUUUGUGGGCUACGCCGGCUGGCAGUUUGAUCAGUUAUUGGAUGAGAUUGAGUCCGACUACUGGGUUGUCGCCGCCUGCAGCUCACAUCUGAUCGACGGAGCAACUGUGGGUGGUCCUUCUUCAUCAAACUUGUGGGAGGAGAUUUUGCAGCUCAUGGGAGGACAAUAUUCCGAUUUGAGCAGGAAGCCAAAACAAGAUAACUCCUAAGAGAUUUAUUUGUGAUGCAUUAAGCAAAGGUUACAAGUGAGCUAUCUGUACAGGAUUUGCUUAAACACAAAGUAACUGUUGUCAAUUUUCUGUUUCCUUUUCAAAUAAAAAGAUGUACAUAGUGUCUUUGUUUUUGUUA